Pseudogymnoascus verrucosus is the source of this 6353-nucleotide messenger RNA. RefSeq lists its product as uncharacterized. The record is from RefSeq and is a predicted model, not a curated record. Gene Ontology annotation, cellular component: membrane; Golgi apparatus; endocytic vesicle. The coding region runs from base 74 to 6247 and encodes 2057 amino acids. The transcript is spliced from 2 exons. Gene Ontology annotation, biological process: endocytosis; retrograde transport, endosome to Golgi; intracellular protein localization. Lineage: Eukaryota; Fungi; Ascomycota; Leotiomycetes; Thelebolales; Thelebolaceae.
CUGCACAAUAAACUCUUGAAGGGAUAACGAUCUUGGAUUUGGGGUGUGAUCAUUUAAUAUCACACAGCCCUAUAUGCCAAUGUCGGGCGACACCCCCCCACCCUCCACAAAUGGCUCUGCCCCUACCACGACGGUGGAAGCCUCAGCAACUCCUGAACUCGACGUAACGAAACUCCAGGCCCUACCGUCGGAACAGCAAGACCUAUACCUCCUGACCUUUGUAUCGACACUUUCCAAGCAUGUUCAGAGCCUUGACGCGGACGGCUGCACCUCUCAGCAAUUCUACCUCAAGAAACAGCUCCUCCAGAUACUUAACCUGCCAGCGCCAGCACCUACCCGCGUAAUUCGAAAUAGCCUGGGACGAUGCUUUGCGCAUAUAUUUGGGCUCGGAGAUAGGAAACUUCUAUUCGAAACGAUCAACGAACUUAUCAGCACUAUUAGCGUCGGGAAGGGUAAGGCAGAAGGCGACUUGCGCAUCAGACAUGCGGCAUCGCACUGUUUAGGGGAGAUAUUUGCUGCGGCUGGGGACAGCGCAAUUGGUCUACACCCACUUGCUUGCACGACGCUGAUAAAGCUCCUGAAGGCGGCACAGAAUAAUGCGGGAUUGCGGGCUUCCACGUUUAAAGCUCUUGCCAAGAUAAUCAACUGUGUUGGCAGAAGUGCGGACGAGGGCAUCGCCAGGGACGUUUGGAAGCAAGCACGAAACUAUGCGUCUGCGGAUAAGGGCCAUAUUGUGCAAAUCGCCGCAUGCAAGUGCCUGGAAUCACUGUUACUCAAUACCGCAUACUUUGAUUACUCGAGCGAUUACGAAAGUUUGAAAUCAACCAUCUUCAAGACCAUCGACUCAUCAACCCCUCUUGUGCGCCAAGCUGCUGCUUCAUGUCUGGCGUCUGCUCUUGGAGAAAGCUAUGUAUCAGAAACGGCGCAAGACUCUGAAGUGCCUCAGUUAAAGAAACUCAAGAGAAGCAAUACCAAGAGACAAACGUCAACCCUCGCCGAAGAUGACGACGAAGUACCCCGGCCUGGAAGCCCAGCGCCCAAGAAGUCACAGAUACUGUCAUUUACACUCUUGGACCUUCUCCGACAAGUUUCGUCGCACUAUGUUCGGUCUUCAACCAGCAAUAGAACACGGGCGGGCCUGGCUGUUUGCUACGGAAAGAUUGCAAGAAGCCUUCCUAAGAAAUUAAUCGAGUCGAAUUAUAUCAAAAUCGCUGACCAUCUGAUGGGAGAUGUUCUCAGCCACCCAAACAUAAUCAACAACAGAUAUCGUCUCUUAAUCACACGCAAAUUUGUGCAAGUAGUACUUGAGAAUAUUAUCGGACAGGAAAUACUUGGCGAGUCUGGCCAGAUUGACGCAGCCAAGAAGUUGAUCAACGAUGUCCUCAAAAACUACCCGCAAGUUAUUAAUGAGCGUUCUGAGCCAACAAAAUAUGCGCUCAUUGCUGCUCUCAGCGCCAUAACAUCAUUUAUUAAAACUUUGGGGUCCGCAGCAGCAGCAUUUGGUGAUGCAUGCCGCGAUGGCCUUCUGCAAGUUAUUCAGCAUCCGAGCUACACUGUUCAGCUUUACACUUCGCAAUGCCUGCGAACUUUCGCUCUAGCAUGCCCCCAACAAUUAUUACCAUGCCUCACGAUUUGCAUGAACAGCCUCAACAGGGAGAUGAAUCUAUUAACGUCAAAUACUGGGAGGCAAUCUCCUCGCCGAUGUGUAGGCUAUGCGAACGCUCUAUCAGCUCUCAUAAGCACAUCGCCUUUGCAACCCCUGUAUAGCUCGGUGGAUGUGGACAGUAGGGUUCUGUCCCUGGCGACAGGACUCUUGAAGUCGAGUGGGAAAUCGGAGCUUCGCGUAUCCGGAACGCAAAUUCAAGUCGCCUGGAUCUUGAUAGGCGGUCUUAUGUCCCUGGGACCAAAUUUUGUGAAGAUCCAUCUCUCUCAACUAUUACUGCUUUGGAAGAACGCUCUGCCGAAACCACUGGCUAAAGACAAUACUGCGCAGCGGAGCUACUUGGAGUCCUCCUUUUUGACACAUGUUAGAGAGUGUGCGCUGAGCUCUAUCCUGGCGUUCUUACAAUUUAACGGAAAACUCCUGACGACAGACGUCUCAAAACGGAUUGCCGCCAUGCUUCAAAAUACAAGUGCUUUCCUAAAGGGUUUGCCUAUGAAGAAAACUACUGAAGACGUGCCUCAAAGACUAUUCCCAUCUUUGCAGUUGCACGACCUCGAUCUCAUGACUCAACGACGCGUUCUGCAAUGCUAUACGAAGCUUGUUAAUCUCAGCCCUGGAGGCAGCGAAUCUCUCCUUCAAUCCAACCUUUUGACUCUUGCCGUCUCGUUCUUUUCAGACCCCGAUAAUUAUACCCCGAGCUCACUCAGCACAUCCAUCGCAAGCUCAGCAGGCACUUUUGAAACAAUAUGGGAUAUUGGCGAUAAUUGUGGAUUUGGUGUCACUGGCAUGGUCAAAGGAUUUAAGGUUGAGCAGUUGCCAGGGGAACAUGUCAAGGAGGAUCAACGAGAAUGGACGACUGAUCAAAGCCCAGAAGCAGCAAUUAGCUCGGUGCUUUUAUCACCGAUUUGCAGUUCUUUAGAACACGAUUCUCUGGCGCUGUUUGUUGAUUGCGUUGGGGAUGACGAUAGCCUUCCUGAUCCACCGGCCUGCGAAGUGGUUAAUGUUGCCAUUAAACUCUUUGCAAUUGCCUUCCCACUUACGCCUCCGAAGAUUCAAGAGAGCAUUCUGGAGCAGAUGACGACCUUUUUAGCAGCCGGCUCGCUUCAGAGGGAUCCUGGACGCAAGGCGGCGAUGAAUGUCAAUGUUGCCACUGCAUUAUUAUCAGCCCUCAAGGUGGCCGUCAAAGAGACAAGGUCUCCGUCGGGGGAUGUGUCAAACCCUGCCGUUGAGAAACUUCUCUCGGAGAUGCUUCGCGGUUUCGUUACUCAACCCGAUCAAUAUGUCCGCAGCAUUGGCUAUGAGGCACUGGGAAGGCUCUGCAAUAGCUCUGGAAAUGCUUAUACUAAUCAAGAAAUCAAGUGGCUCAUCGAUACCAUCGUUGCUAUCCGCGAACCCACUGUGAGGGCUGGCUGUGCGAUGGCACUUGGUUGCAUACAUUCUCAAGUUGGUGGAAUGGCAGCUGGAUUUCAUUUGAAAACUAUUCUGGGAAUUCUGAUGUCUCUUUGCAACGAUCCACAUCCGACGGUCCACUUUUGGUCUCUGGAAGCGCUGUCUCGCGUUGCAGAUGCGGCAGGAUUGACCUUCUCUGGAUAUGUCCAGGGCACUCUUGGCAUGCUCGGCCAGCUUUAUAUUUCCGACGCGCAUAAUGACGACCAGCAAUCCCUUAUCAGCUCUAACUUGGAGCUGGAGCUACCUACGUCUGCUGUUGUCGCAAGAUGUGUCGAUUCUCUCAUAAACGUUCUCGGCCCGGAUUUGCAAGAUAUGGUUAAAGCUAGAGAGCUGAUCUUGACUCUGGUGUAUCAAUUCAGAGAGGAGCAAAGCGUUCUGAUCCUAGGCGAGAGCUUACGCUGCCUCGAGCACUUGUCUCUGUACGCCCCUGGCCACGUCAACUUUGCAGAGUACGUUGUUCUCUUGCAGAAAGAUUUGAACUCGGAGGCUGUUGAGCUACGAGAUAUUGCAGUUGACGGACUGCACAAUUUGAUGAAGCGGAAUUCCGAAGAUGUAAUUAAAGUCGCCGAGCCUGGUUUCGAAGACCAGCUGUGGCUAGCACUGGAUGCUGCCCCAACCCAUGAUGGUCUCCGAAAUAUCAUCCGAAAUUGGCUGCAGCAAUCCUGCAUUUCCAAUACCGCUGAAUGGGUCCAGAGAUGCCAGUCUGUCCUUGCCAUGACCAAGACAACAAAGGACAGCGCCGCGGAGAGUACGGCAAAAGCGUCAGGUGGGUUGGACCUCCAAGACGAAGAAGUUGCCGGCUUUGCAGCCGCUGCCGGUGCAGCAAGCCAUGAUGCCCCAUCUGUUGCUGGCCAGGGUCAAGAACAGCUCCGUUGGCAGGUUCGAACAUUUGCAAUGAGCUGCCUUGGCGAAAUCCUUGUCAUUGUUAUGCGGGAUGUUGCUUCAAAUGGAUCCGGGCCUUCUGAGAUGGCCAUACAGAAGAAGGUUGCUGAUGUCAUUCGAAUGGCAUUUUCGGCUUCCACAUCUAGUAUCCUCGAACUCCGAGUUUGGGGUAUGAAGAUCAUUGACUUGGUUCUCAAAAUGUUCGGAAUUACUCCUGAUCCCGAUUUCCCUGAAGCGCCGCUCUUGGAACAAUACCAAGCGCAGAUCAGCUCCGCACUUACGCCCGCAUUCGCCGCAGACUCUUCGCCCGAACUAGCCUCUGAAGCUGUCAAUGUCUGCGCUGCUUUUAUUGCGACUGGGAUUGUCACAGAUGUCGAUCGAAUGGGCCGUAUCUUAAAGACUUUGGUCAGUGCGCUCGAAAAUUUCUCCACGGAUGCCGAGACCGCCUCAAUUGGCGACUUGAAGGGAUUGAGCUCAAAUGCGAAUGUUAUGGUAAAGAUGGCUGUGUUCUCAGCCUGGGCCGGAUUACAAGUUGCCAGUAUCGAGCAGAAAUACCUCGUGGACGUUAUGAAACCACAUAUCGCAAAACUGACUCCUCUGUGGCUGUCUUCGCUCAAAGAAUUUGCUAGGCUUCGCUUUGAGCCCGAGAUUUCCAUGAGCUUGGGUCCCCCUUCUCUUUCGGGUAGCCUGGAUAGUAUCUAUUCCGCGCUAAACCGAGAAACGCUUCUGAAGUUCUACCAAGACUCAUGGCUGAAGCUUGUCGACGCAAUUGCGAGCUUGAUCGAACAGGACAGCGAAUUUGUUUUUGAUGCUCUUGACGGGAAAGAAGUCGAUGCACCAUCCACCGAUGAGAAGUCAGCUGUGAAGCGUAAAGGUAACGAGAUCAACUAUCGUGAUGAACCAGUGGCGUUCUUUUUCGUAUUGUUUGGUAUUGCAUUUGAAGCCUUGGUUGCCAAACCAGGGAAUGAUGCUCUAGCAACGAAAGAGCAAUCGCUCGAAAUUCUCGUUGCUUUGAAACGGAUUCUGCACCCGAGUGUGUCUGGACAUGCAAUUUACAGAGAAGCCAUCUUCUCGGAGACAAUGGACCUUUUAGAUCGCCUUGUUCUCACGGAAGGAUUAGAUGUACAAAAAGUCAUCAUUGAAAUCGCUCGAGGGCUGUGUGUCUCGCAUCCGUCAGCAACCAAGAACGCAACAUCGCCAGAUGGCAGCGAUUUAUCGGAAGACAUCGAGCAGCUCUUUGAGUUGACCCGCAUCAUAGUCCUUGUACUUGCUGGAAUACUCCCAAACCUGGCAGAACAACAGCAAUCCAACCGUUCGGCUAACCUCACGGAAGAGGCCGUGUCGCUGAUCCGCCUUUCAUUGAAUGCCCUUGUGGAUGCCGCCGAGGUGUUCCCGUCCAUCAUCAAAACAGAUCUGCACGCCUGUAUAAUCCACAUCUUCGCAACUGUCCUCGGAACACCAAGUUGCCAGACCGUUGUUGUUCCCACAUCGCUACCAAUCCUGAAACGGUUUAUCAGCAGCAUUUCCAAGGAAAAUGCCAUGAAGUCUGACGAAGCCAGUCAAGAGCAACUGAGAGGCUGCCUGAGACGAUUCUUGUCAAUAUACAUGCACGCCCAAAAGCGCGAGUCUGAUAACGCUCUUCCUUGUGUGAAGAACUCGCUAUUGGCAUGCACUGUUCUCAUGACGAGCGGUAUCAACACGUUGUCCGCCAGCGACCCCUUGGUCGUCAAAUUCUUGGACGAAACCUUGGACUGCCUGAAUGAUCGCAUGACUGCUAAAGUAGCAGCGAAUUGCAUUCGCACGCUCCUACUUCAGACUCCAAAAUCGGUAGCAGAUCAAUCUAUUGCAAGAUACCUCCUCCCGCACCUCAUCGCCUUCGUCUCCAAUACAGAGACCGAAGACCCCGAGAAAGCUCGUUCCUUGAUCGCGCAAACGCUCACAGGAUAUGUUGCUACUCUCCCAGACGAUAAGAAGGGAAUCGCGAUGUCGUUGGUCAUCCCAACGCUACUAGCAAGGGCCAACUCGGAAGGAGAGGGGGACGAAUUUUACCAAGAGACUGGCGCAAGGUUGCUGGGUCUCGCGGCUGUAGACCCAGGAGGUUUCAAGGCCGUGGUUGCCGGGCUUAGUGACAGCCAGCGGGCGUUUAUGGAAGAGGUCCUUCGAACAGGGCAGAAGGCUGGCAGGAAGGUCGAGGUAGAUACCGGGAAGGAGGAGCCAAGUAUUGCGCUUAGGAUGAAUUUCGGGGGUAAUUAAACGACUGCAGAUACAGGUGUAUACAUAGAAUAAACAACGUAUCGUAUAUAGAAAAUUUUAACUUGAAUAUAUUGCUGGCAAUUAAGAGCUUUAUGCGGCUGUGGAG